UCCUAGGUGACGAGGAAACAGAAAUCAGGGCGCCUCAGUGGCUGCCCUGUUCCUUCUUCCUUUGGCCCAACUUCUGUGGGUUUAAAGGGGAGCCUGGGGACCCGCUCAGGCCCACCACGCAGUUUAAUUAUGACGUCUCAACAGGAGGAAAAGCCCUGCCCUCUUGUAGAUAUAUAUGAUGAAGAUGAAGCUGACCGAGUCUUUCUUCUAUCAAAACCUACCUGUUUCGUCAUCCUUGGAAAACCAGGUGUUGGAAAGAAAACACUAGCUAAAAAACUGGCCCAAUUUUGGAAGUGCACACUCAUAAAUGCUUUAGAACUGAUAGAUGAAAACAUAACAGCAGAAACAGAAUACGGACUCCAGUGUAAAGAAUUGCUGUAUCAGGGUCAAAGUGUUCCUGAAGAAUUGCUUAUAAAGAUGCUGCUGAAUAAACUUGAAUCUCCAGAGAUUGUGCACUUUGGUUAUGUUCUAUGUGAUUUCCCUAGUCUUUCUGAGGACUUCCUAAGUAUACCCGAGCAGAUAGAGAUAAUUAGAAAUUUAAAACUGAAACCAGAUUUCUUGAUAAAUAUUAAGUGCCCUGAUAACGAUUUGUGCAAAAGAAUAUCUGGACAAAGACAACACCCUGAAACAGGACAAAUAUUCCAAAGAGAAGAGUGGGAUCCUGAAAUUAUUGAAAAACGUAGAAAAAAGAAGAAGGAACCUCAUAAAACUGGGGAAGAGGAAGAAGAGGAGGAGGAGGAGGAGGAAGAAGGAGAGGAAGAGGAAACAAAUCAGGCAAUUAUGGAUAAAGUCAUGUUGGCAGAAAUUUUGCCAUAUUUAGUGCAGAGACCAGAAGAUUUUUUGGAAAAUGUGCAAGAGAGAGUUACUCUCUAUAAGGAUAUUAUGCUACAUCCUCUGGAGGAGUUAAUGGCUGAGCAGGAUUCCCAAUAUCUUUUUGAACUUGAUGGAAAUAAGACUGCAGAAGAACUUUAUACAUCAGUAAUACUCCGCCUUCAAUCCAUGGGGCAACGAAAUGGAGCACUUCUCACCAAGCUGCAAAGUGAGGAGGAAGAAAUGUUGGAUGGAAUGGAGAACGAUGAACUUUUUCGGGUGCUUGCAGCCUAUAAACUUGUAGCUCCAAGAUACAGAUGGCGCCGCAGCAAAUGGGGACGGGCAUGCCCUGUGGCUUUAAAAGAUGGCGAAAUUGUCAUGGGAUCACCAGAUUUUGCUAUUAGCUUUUUAGGUAAGAUGUACCUUUUGUCAACUGAAGAAGCACAGAAAAAGUUUAUGCUCAAUCCCCGACCCUACCUAAUGCCACCUAUGCCACUCCCACCUUGUAAAGUUCUAGUAGUUGGACCGCCAUUAUCUGGCAAAUCAACUCUGUGUGAUGUGAUUGCAAACUAUUAUCAGGGAAAGGUUCUUGACAUGGAUGUCCUUCUACAAACACACUAUGAAAAUGCAAGAAUAGAACUCAUUGAGCAAACUCGUAUUGAAGCAACAGAGGCAGGCAUUGCUAAAGUGAAAGAAAAACGGGAACUAGAGCGGAUAUUACAGGAACAAGCUUUGCUAGCUGCUGAAGAAGCUGCUGAAAAGGACCAAGAUGAAUAUGAAGAAAGCAAUCCUACUGAUGAAAGAACUUCAGUGCAGCCUAGUAUUUCAAUGUCUGCUAGCCAGAAAGCAAGUUCUACCAUAAAAGAAGAAGAUGAAAUCGAAGAGAUGUCCUCAUCCCAGACUGCAAUUCAAACAGAUUCAUCAACUCAUCAAACAGAAUCAGAUAUACCUCCUGAACAUCCAGAGGUUCAAGCGUUUGUACAGCAAGCUAUAGAUGCUGCCAUGAUAUCUCCAAUAUUGCUGCCACCAGAAGCAUAUACUGAAGUAUUGGAAGAAGCCCUUUCAGCGCUUUCUGAAACAAAUAAGGACAGAUAUCCUGGAUCUGCAGCUAAAGGAGGAUGGGUAAUGGAUAAUUUUCCUCCCCUGUCAGAGCAUUGGGCAGCUUUGUCAGAAAACGGACUUCUACCUGAUAUUGUGAUUUGUUUAAAAAAUGCUGAACAAAAUGGAAGGCUAUUACUUACUCGAUUGUACCAAGCAAAUAAAGAAGAAAUUGAUGCAAAUAUUAUAAAAAGACUAGUAGAAGAAGCUUUAAAGAAGAAACAAGAGGAGGAAGAAACCAAAAGAGAACUACAAGAAAUGUUGAGAUUGCAAGCAGAAGAAUUUGCUGAAGAUAGAGAAUCCAUAGAUCUCCAAGAGCAACCAUCUGGGUCGCAGUCUAAAAUCCAGGAUGAGAGUGAACCAGAUCAAACAGUACAAGUGACUGAGUCUGAUCACUCUAAAACCGAAGAAAAGGAAUCAGAACCAUUGGAAGAUCAGCUUGAAGAACAAAUAUCUACGGAUUUGAAAGAGCAUGGGGAGUCUGGUGAAACUGAAUCAAUAGAACACCUUGAAAGUGAUGAAAAGUCUGAGUCACUGACUUUAAAACCGAAAAGCAUUGCAUCUGAACUAGGAGUCAAACUUCCUGAAUAUCCUGAAGAUGGUUUCCCAGAUGUGCCAGAAAUGGAUCCACUUAAAAAGAAGCUCAUUCAGUUUGUGCAAAAUUGGCACAAAAUUGAGGCAGCAGCUGGAGAGACAGUCUUGGUUCAGACUGUUGAAUUAGAAAUUGAAGGGCAAACUCCAGAGAUGCUACUUGAACAGAGCACUUUAGCUAUGGAAAGACCUUUCAAGUAUCAAGGCUGGGAAUUAUGUCCUGAAGAUGAGGAUGAAGAACAAGAAGAUUUACAAGCUGAAGCAGAUGCAUUGGCAGAGGAGGAGGAAGAGGAGGAGGAGGAUGAAGAGGAGGAUGAGGAUGAAGAAGAGGAAGAAGAUGAAGAAAAAAUGGCAAUGAGAAAGAGACAUGUGGGUGAUACAAAGCACUUUUGUCCAGUGGUUCUGAAGGAAAACUUUAUCCUAUAUCCAGGACUUCCUGAAAAUGCAGCUAAAUAUCGAGAAAAGUACUAUUAUUUUGCAACUCCAGAAAACAGAGAUAAGUUUUUGGAAAAACCUGAAGAAUAUGUGUCUUGCAAUGAACCACUGAAAGCUCCCCCUAUACGGAUAUUACUUUUAGGGUCACAUGGAUCGGGAAAAACGGUCUGUGCUCGUUGGUUAGCAGACAAGCUAGGCAUUUUUCACAUUCAAUUUGAAGAACGGUUACAGGAAUUGAUCAUGCUCAAAAUAGGACACAGAGUUGGACCAGAAGAUGAAGACGAAGAUGAAGAUGAGGAAGAGAUCUCACCUACAAUGCAGGAAACAGUAGGGUCUGCUCCAGCAGGUCCUGGGAGCGCAACUGAAGUUGAGAGUGAAGAAGACAGUAAACGAAUCCAAGAGCUAAAAGAAAUGCAGUUAACGGAUGAGGAAGAAGCAAUCAAGGCAAACAUAAUUGAGAGUGAGCCCAUGCCAAUGGAGGUUCUUGACAACAUUGUUCUUGAAUGGUGGAUGAAAGAGCCAUUUCGAUCUACAGGGUUUAUACUGGAUGGUUUCCCCCGAACUGGAGAUGAGACCCAAUACUUAGCAGAGCGAAUGCUUUGUCCUGAUGUUGCAGUCUUUCUUGAAGCUGAUGAAGAUGAUGUUAUUGACCGACUUCUUCCCAUAAGGGUGCAAAAAUGGCAUGAGAAACAAAAUAGGAAAAUGGAGAAGAAGCAGCAAUUGAAAGAACUGAAGGAAAAAAUCAGAAGUGAACAAAUUGCCAAAAGAAGAGCAGAGCUUGUUGCAGAAGCAAAGAAGAAAGCAGCGUAUGGUCUGGCUAGACGUCAAGAUGAGUUCCUAGAUGAUGAAGAUGAAGAUGAGGAAGAAGAAGAUGAUAUUGAAGCUGUUCUGGAAGAAGAAUUCCCAAAAGAAGAGGAUGAGGUUGAAGAUGAGGAAGAAGAACAAGAAAGUGAUGCCAUUGACCGUAUAAAAGCUGAAAUUGCAGAGAAAUAUGAAACUGAUAUUUCUAAUAUACAAACUGUACAGGAGGAACUUGACAAAUUAUUGAUACCUCAAAUAACUCUUAGUUGUAAGCGUAAACCACAUAUUGUGUGCUACCAGUUGUAUAAAAAGCUAAAGAACCUAGUGGAAAAUCGCGAAAGCAUUUUUGAGAAAUGCUAUCCAUUAAGUCAUUCACUUGCACGCAAGAUGAUAGGUCUCUCCUAUAAACAUCCAAGCAAUUUUGGUCAGUGGGAUCCAAUCAAGCUAAGUGAAGGAGAUGCUAUCAAGCCUUACCAACAUCAGGAUAUGCCAAGCUUCCCUGUUCUCCAUCGCAACUGUGUUUAUUUUUUUACAAGCAAAGAAAACAGAGAUACAUUUAUCAAAAAUCCCAUCAAAUAUCUUCGUCAGCCUAAACCGAAACCUACCGUGCCAGUGAAGAUUGCAAUUGUGGGGCCUCCAAAAGCUGGAAAGACAACAGUUGCCAAAAAAUUUGCAAGUGCCUAUGGAUUACUGCGCCUUUCCAUGGGAGAUGCUCUCCGCUGGGUGUUAAACAAUCAGCCAGAGACUGAACUGGCCCUUGUACUGAAGUGGCACCUUCAUAAAGGAUUGACUGCGCCUGAUGAACUCGCCAUCAGGGCUCUUGAUACUGUAUUGAUGGAUACUGUGUGUAACACCACAGGAUUUGUUAUUGAUGGAUACCCUGUAACACAAAAGCAAGUCAAUCUCUUGGAAGAAAUUAAAAUAAUUCCUGUAAAAAUCUUUGAGUUACAAAUUGAUGUGAAGGAGGUUUUCAGAAGAGCGCUAUUGGAUAAACAAAAUUCUGAAAGUUUACCCUAUCCGAUGCACAACAGCUCCCACAUCCUUUCUGUCAAGCAUUCCUGUUACAAAGCACAAAUUGAAGAGAUCAGAUCGUACUAUGAGGUACAGCACCAGAACUGGUAUGUAAUUGAUGCAUCCCACAGCAAAUGGUGGAUUUGGGACAAAGUGCUUCAGGAAACACAAGCAGUCACUAAACAAAUUCAGACAUAUCUAGAAAGAAUACGACAAGGAAAGGCAGCUAGCAUUGCUGAUCUGUGUAUCAUGCCACACGAACUGCUGUCUCGAUUGGGGGAGUUUGGGCAGUACUGCCCUGUCACCCUUGCAGAACUGGGAGAACUUGUGGAUUGUUCUGAAUCUCCAUCUCUGCAGUUUGCAGCAGAAUUUCGAGGACAGUACUACAAAAUGGCUGGACAGGAAGAACUGAAUAAAUUCCUGAAUAAUCCAGAACGAUAUGUUCCCCCACUGGCACCUUAUGCUCUUCCUCUCCCAAGUAAACUACCCAAGAAGCUGACAGCAGCAGAUGUGAAGGCUUUAUUCCCUAUGCAAGCUGAAAUGCAAGGAUACUGUCCAGUCACUUAUCUGGAUGGGAAGCAAAGAUAUGAAGCUCUUGUACCUGGAGACAUUGAAUAUGCUGUACUUUAUCGGAAGAAAUUAUAUAUAUGUGAAAGUGAUGAAAAGCGUGAGAAAUUUAUGAGAUUACCAGAAAAAUAUUGGAAUCAGACCCUUCCAACCAAACUUCCCCCCAAAAAGGAGCCAGUACCUCUGACAGCUCUUCCUCUGAUGGGAUAUCUUGAACAGGGUGUGGCAACUGCUUUGAUAAAAGCAAUGAAUGAAGUAGGAUGUUUAAAGCCAAAAUUUCCAUUUAUAAGUGUGAAAAAGACUGCUCUGCUGUUUAUCGCCUAUCAUUUGAAAGCAUAUAAUCCCAGAAGUUCUGAUUAUAUACGAAAGAAGUACAAGAGAAAGUUGGAACGGUUCAUAGAUCAUUGUGAACUUAUCCCAUAUCUGGGAAUAAAAAUGACAAAGAAAUACAAGGAGCCUCAAAAUCGACCUAUUGACUUUGAUCACAAAUUGCAGACCUUUUUAUCUCUCAAAGAUGUAGACCCAGCAUCCCAAUUGUUUUGAAGACUGCAUGGUGGAAAAUUGUAUAAGAUAGACACAUCUGAAAAGUUCAUUCUCAGUAGGCUGGCUUCAUAUUUGUUUAUCCUGCCUUAUACAUGAUUGUAGACCCAAGUAAUGUUGUUAACACUUCCUAAACCAUAACACUGUCCUGUAGCAUUUUAAUAUGAUUUUUUUGUAAAAUACAAU
Messenger RNA from Anolis sagrei ordinatus, 6039 nucleotides. It is a transcript of the gene AK9, whose product is annotated as adenylate kinase 9. NCBI's taxonomy places the organism in Eukaryota, Metazoa, Chordata, Lepidosauria, Squamata, Anolidae. Gene Ontology annotation, molecular function: AMP kinase activity; nucleoside diphosphate kinase activity; ATP binding. Gene Ontology annotation, cellular component: cytoplasm. Gene Ontology annotation, biological process: nucleobase-containing compound metabolic process. The record is from RefSeq and is a predicted model, not a curated record.